GACAUCUUUGAUAUGUUUUUUGGAGGAGGAGAAAGGAUGCAGAGAGAAAGGAGAGGUAAAAAUGUGGUACAUCAGCUCUCAGUUACCUUAGAAGAUUUAUAUAACGGUGCCACAAGAAAACUGGCUCUGCAAAAGAAUGUGAUUUGCGACAAAUGUGAAGGCCGAGGUGGCAUAAAAGGAGCAGUAGAGUGCUGUCCCAAUUGCCGAGGUACUGGAAUGCAAAUAAGAAUUCAUCAGAUAGGACCUGGAAUGGUUCAGCAAAUUCAGUCUGUGUGCAUGGAGUGCCAGGGCCAUGGAGAACGGAUCAGUCCUAAAGAUAGAUGUAAAAGCUGCAGUGGAAGGAAGAUAGUUCAAGAGAAGAUUCUGGAAGUUCAUAUUGACAAAGGCAUGAAAGAUGGCCAGAAGAUAACAUUCCAUGGUGAAAGAGACCAAGAACCAGGAUUGGAGCCAGGAGAUAUUAUCAAAGUGUCUGUCCUUCAAAAGAUUAUAUUCUAG
This is a messenger RNA of Nycticebus coucang (slow loris), 495 nucleotides long. RefSeq names its product dnaJ homolog subfamily A member 1-like. The annotation marks the transcript as partial. NCBI's taxonomy places the organism in Eukaryota, Metazoa, Chordata, Mammalia, Primates, Lorisidae. Gene Ontology annotation, biological process: protein refolding. The record is from RefSeq and is a predicted model, not a curated record. Gene Ontology annotation, molecular function: Hsp70 protein binding. Gene Ontology annotation, cellular component: cytoplasm; cytosol. The transcript has a single exon.